AUGAAACCGACAAGGCUGUCAUUUUUUGAUCUAGGAAUCUUGUUUGACACUGAUGCGCCAAAUCUUGAUACUGAGCCCCAGGUCUGUGGCCAAAUUGAUGCAGCAGCGUCAUUAGAGGUAGGUUUCCUUACAGGUAGGGGGUCUGUCUGUAGCUGUAGGCAGGCCUACUAAACAAGGCACCUGCAGGGAAGGACAUGCCAUUAUGACCUCCAUCACUUAGUCCUUACAGCCAUUAGUACGUGAGGGCAAGUCCUAAUGUUCUGUUCUGUUGUCGCCAGGGGCUCCUCCUGUAAGCUGAGCCCAUAUUUAGUGGUCCUAGACUGACAUAUGAGCUGUAUGCAAUGCAUAAAUUAGAGUUUUAUACAGCACUUUCUAUCAAUUUACAUCAACCCAGCUGAGCAAUUGUCCUCAGCAGCUGCGAUGCUCAGGCCACCCGCAGUCCGAGGGAGACACUCAGGGUCUGAAAAGACCCUGAAAGUGUAUUUCUGCAUAACCCCCUGUCUAUUGUGAUCAGUGCUGGGAUUUGCCAGCUACCCAGCACCAUCACAGUGUCAUGGGCAGAGGUAGCAUGCUGGAGCUUCAGCAGUAAAGGGAGAUCUCCCUGCCAUGUUGAAAACAGCCAGUAGAUGGCAGUCACAGACUGUUUUAGCUUCUAGAUCCCUCCACUGAUAUCAGUACUGAUUUUAGCAGAGGGAAUCCCUUAGGGUUAGGGAUGCAGGGCUAUUUACUAAAGUGAGAAUGCAAAAUUAAUUUUACAUUUUAGACCAGAGUAGUUGAACUGGAAGCAUAGCGGACUUAGAGAAUUUUCUUCAGUUUGGCCAUUUUUGCCUUAACCCCUUAGGGACCAAGCUUCUGGAAUAAAAGGGAAUCAUGACAUGUCACACAUGUCAUGUGUCCUUAAGUGGUUAAAGGGACACUAUAGUCACCAGAGUAACUACAUCUUAAUGUAGUUGUUCUGGUUAGUAUAGUCAGUUGAAGUACAACUUAGAGCAGGGAUUCCCAAUUAAUUUUUCCAGUGGAACCCUUUGACAUAGUAUACCAACAUCGUGGAACCCCCGGAAAAAAAAUUGUGCCGUAGCACAAACCUUUUAAUAAGUGGCUUUUUUUAUUAUCAUUUUUAAAUAUUUUCCUCAUAAACAGUUUAGUCUUCUGAUACUCCUGAAGCUUUCACGUAAAAAAGUCAAUGUCUUUAUCUUUGUGCUCUGCGUGAUUUUGCUUAAAAUGACGACGUAAUUUAGCAGGUGCUAACGAACUGUUUGGCAAUAUUUUCUUGCAAACUAAGCAUUGUGCUUGAGGAAUAUUUUUAUUUGUGGCACUUGUGAAUCCAAAUUUUAAGUAGCUUUCAUUAUAUUUUCUUUUCUUUGUGUGAGAAGAAGAUUGGCUAGCAUUUGUGCUUUUCUUUUUUUCUUUUUUGGCUUGUCACUUGUCUCUGCUAUUUGAGGAACAUUAGAUUCAACUAUUUCAGACUUGUUUUCUUAAUUUCUUGUAGUAUUGGCUUUCUCGGUUUCUAUAAGUGUCGAACAGUUAGAAGUAGUAAUAAUUUUUCUCUUGAUAGUUCCUUGUUUUAACCAGAUGUCCAAAUUCAUGGUUGUUGGUUGGUAAAAACAAACAAACAAACAAACAAACAAACACUACUCUAACCUGAAAAAUACAGAUUUCACUACCUGACUGCAAUGGAAAGAAAUGAACAUAAGCAGGAUUUUGUCUCAGUCUUGGAGUAAAGAGAAUACUUGACUGCAAAGGACGCUGUUUUGUUAACAGCUCUUAGAAAUAAAUAUUUUUGGUAUAUCACAGAUUUCUACUGAUAGUACGUAGAAAAAAUAAAAUACAUAUAUAUAUAAAAUUAUAUUUAAAUACAAUUAUAGAUCGACGCGCGAUCUCUGCUGUUUCAUAUCUUCUGGGAACAGCAGGGAGCAGCAGCCAUCUUGGAUGGGGCAAUUCAUGGCGGAACCCCAAUUUUGUUAUUGCAGAACCCUUGGAUUUCGCGGAACACCAAUUGGGAAACAGUGACUUAAGAGUAUAGUCAGAUGUUGAAAUGUAUUCAAUGGAUCUCUAUGAGGAGAUGCUGAUUGGCCAGGGUGAUGUAUGGCUCUGCCAACUGCCCUCGCUUCUUGGCUGAGAUCAUCAGAAUUGACAAUCUCAGUCAAGCCAAUGAUUUUACAUCCUAGACAUAUGAGGCAUUUAACAAUCAGCACUGAUGCGUAAAUCUAUUUUGAGCUCUUUUUCUUUAGUUGUAAUUGUUGUUGGGUUUUUUUUCUUCCAUUUUUCAAAUUUCUGUUCUUUAAAAAACAAUAUAUAAUAUUGUGACGAAAGCAACUUGGCCGCUGAGUCUUGGAGGGGACUACUGGCCAGCAUUUUACCCUGUGACUACGGCCCCUUUAAUUUAUUUUGGUUGAGAGACCCUAAUUGUGCCUAUUGGCACUUUAAACAUUGGUUCUUCAAACUCCCGAACAGUCUAAGUGGCCGCCAUUCGACAUUUGAACACGAGGUGGUGACCAUCUUGUUCGCAUGGACUAAAACAGCGAAUAGGCUUCAGGGGGACUUAGCCACGAAUGCCCUGGAACUAUUUUCGGCAUGAAAACCUUGCGGUUCCCGGUCGGCCUUCCAGCGGCACUUACCUGCGAAUCUAUGGAACUGUUUUGGGCAUGAAAUGCUGGGUUCACCUAGGCAAAAAUAUGACUUCCAUAACAUUUCUGAACCCUUCAUCUGAUCUGGGUGAUUUUCGGAUAUGUUGUUCACCCAGAUCAGAGCUAUCAGGGGGUAUAAGACAGGGUAUGUUAUGUUUUGGGGUACUUAUGGUACUUUAUAAAAAUGUGUGUUUUUAUUAAUGCAUUAACUACCUUAAUUAUAUCACAGGCAGAGGGGAGGGAUUGCUUAAUGUAUGUGGGAGUGUUAGACAAUGUUAUACUGUUCUUAUUGCUCUGUACAGUUUGUAAUGUGGUGUUCCAUCAGGUCCAGGGGGUGUGCCUCUGGCCUGAGGAAUUGUUUAUAAGCCAACCUGUACCAAUAAAGCUUCAGACUUGUUCUACCCUUCAUGAAGUUUCGGCUGGAUUAAAGUGAGCAAUUUAUAGGGUUUUUAUCCAUUUAAUUGCCAUGGUGAGUAGAGGGACACUAUAGUUUUAGAAAUACAGACUUGCUUCAAUAUUUGAAUGCAUUAAAGGGACAUUCCAGUCACCAUAACAACUUAAUCUAAACAAAGUUGUUAUGGUACCAGCAGGCCACCAGAGGCACUCUUACCUUAAAGUGUUAAACCGUUCUUGAAUAAAAAAGGCAAGUUUCUUUUGUUAUCAUUUGGGAACUACAGGUUGGCUUACAGCAUGGGUCCUCAAACUCCGGCCCCCCCAGAUGUUGCUGAACUACAACUCCCAUGAUUCUCUGGCUAUCUAUGUAAUUCAAAGAAUCAUGGGAGUUGUAGUUUAGCAACAUCUGGGGGGCCGGAGUUUGAGGACCCACGGCUUACAGUGUCGGCUGAUGCUCUAAGCCAAUCAGCGUCACCCCUGCACGGCGCCACUCUGCGUUUCCUGAAACUGAGAUUCAGAAGCCAUAUGACGUCAGGGGGACUGCAGAUCAGCGCUGGAGACACACUUUGGGGUUAAUCCAUUCGAGAACAGUUUAACUACUUAUGGUAAGAGUGUGCCCCGUACCUCCAGGCACUAUAACAACUUCACUUAGAUUAAUUUGUUAACGUGACCAGAGAGUCCCUUUAAAAAGUGUUGUUGCUCCUUUCAUCUUCUUUUAAGCAAAAUGUAAUAUUUCAUUCUCUCCACCAUACAAAUCAAAUAAAACCAGCAAAUAAGUUAUAUGAAACAGGGCUCUGUGUUUCUUCCUACAAGUCAGUACCCAUCUCUUAAUGUACUUUCUGAUCCCUGGUGAAUUGCUACAUUCAAAACCCAGCUUUAGAAUGCAUGGCUUCACCCGCGCAUGCGCAGUCCGCCAGCUCCAAUCAGGCCGUGUGACGUGCGCGUCCAACAAGCGCAGAGCGAGCGCAUGCGCAAAACACCUCCUUCGAGCUGCUCAUGCGUCGCGCCAGCCGGACCGCGCAUGCGCCGCGCGGCUCCACCAGUCUGCGCCUGUGUGGAAAUUCAAAAGCAUCAGGGACACGGAGGAAGAGGCUCGGCAGCUCACAUGCAAUAACAAUCACAACAAUAAUAACAACAACAACAAUAAUAACAUAUAUAAAAUAAUAAUAAUAAUAAUUAAUAAUACUAAAAACAUCGGGACUGUCCCGACAGAAUCGGGACUGUUGGCAAGUAUGUAAAACACUGCUAGCAUUCCUCUGUCACUGCAUUGUGAAUAUAGACCAUACUGUGUGAGCAUAGAGCCCAGGGCAGCCAGGCAGGCUUUAUUACUGACUGUAUGUAUUACUGAUUAGUGAAUAGAGUCCAUACUGUGUGAGCAUAGAGCCCAGGGCAGCCAGGCAGGCUUUAUUACUGACUGUAUGUAAUACUGAUUAGUGAAUAGAGUCCAUACUGUGUGAGCAUAGAGCCCAGGGCAGGCAGGCAGGCUUUAUUACUGACUGUAUGUAUUACUGAUUAGUGAAUAGAGUGCAUACUGUGUGAGCAUAGAGCCCAGGGCAGCCAGGCAGGCUUUAUUACUGACUGUAUGUAUUACUGAUUAGUGAAUAGAGUCCAUACUGUGUGAGCAUAGAGCCCAGGGCAGCCAGGCAGGCUUUAUUACUGACUGUAUGUAUUACUGAUUAGUGAAUAGAGUGCAUACUGUGUGAGCAUAGAGCCCAGGGCAGCCAGGCAGGCUUUAUUACUGACUGUAUGUAUUACUGAUUAGUGAAUAGAGUGCAUACUGUGUGAGCAUAGAGCCCAGGGCAGCCAGGCAGGCUUUAUUACUGACUGUAUGUAUUACUGAUUAGUGAAUAGAGUCCAUACUGUGUGAGCAUAGAGCCCAGGCAGGCAGGCAGGCUUUAUUACUGACUGUAUGUAUUACUGAUUAGUGAAUAGAGUCCAUACUGUGUGAGCAUAGAGCCCAGGGCAGCCAGGCAGGCUUUAUUACUGACUGUAUGUAUUACUGAUUAGUGAAUAGAGUCCAUACUGUGUGAGCAUAGAGCCCAGGGCAGCCAGGCAGGCUUUAUUACUGACUGUAUGUAUUACUGAUUAGUGAAUAGAGUGCAUACUGUGUGAGCAUAGAGCCCAGGGCAGCCAGGCAGGCUUUAUUACUGACUGUAUGUAUUACUGAUUAGUGAAUAGAGUGCAUACUGUGUGAGCAUAGAGCCCAGGGCAGCCAGGCAGGCUUUAUUACUGACUGUAUGUAUUACUGAUUAGUGAAUAGAGUGCAUACUGUGUGAGCAUAGAGCCCAGGGCAGCCAGGCAGGCUUUAUUACUGACUGUAUGUAUUACUGAUUAGUGAAUAGAGUCCAUACUGUGUGAGCAUAGAGCCCAGGGCAGCCAGGCAGGCUUUAUUACUGACUGUAUGUAUUACUGAUUAGUGAAUAGAGUCCAUACUGUGUGAGCAUAGAGCCCAGGGCAGCCAGGCAGGCUUUAUUACUGACUGUAUGUAUUACUGAUUAGUGAAUAGAGUCCAUACUGUGUGAGCAUAGAGCCCAGGGCAGCCAGGCAGGCUUUAUUACUGACUGUAUGUAUUACUGAUUAGUGAAUAGAGUGCAUACUGUGUGAGCAUAGAGCCCAGGGCAGCCAGGCAGGCUUUAUUACUGACUGUAUGUAUUACUGAUUAGUGAAUAGAGUCCAUACUGUGUGAGCAUAGAGCCCAGGCCAGGCAGGCAGGCUUUAUUACUGACUGUAUGUAUUACUGAUUAGUGAAUAGAGUGCAUACUGUGUGAGCAUAGAGCCCAGGGCAGCCAGCCAGGCUUUAUUACUGACUGUAUGUAUUACUGAUUAGUGAAUAGAGUGCAUACUGUGUGAGCAUAGAGCCCAGGGCAGCCAGGCAGGCUUUAUUACUGACUGUAUGUAUUACUGAUUAGUGAAUAGAGUCCAUACUGUGUGAGCAUAGAGCCCAGGGCAGGCAGGCAGGCUUUAUUACUGACUGUAUGUAUUACUGAUUAGUGAAUAGAGUGCAUACUGUGUGAGCAUAGAGCCCAGGGCAGCCAGGCAGGCUUUAUUACUGACUGUAUGUAAUACUGAUUAGUGAAUAGAGUCCAUACUGUGUGAGCAUAGAGCCCAGGGCAGCCAGGCAGGCUUUAUUACUGACUGUAUGUAUUACUGAUUAGUGAAUAGAGUCCAUACUGUGUGAGCAUAGAGCCCAGGGCAGCCAGGCAGGCUUUAUUACUGACUGUAUGUAAUACUGAUUAGUGAAUAGAGUGCAUACUGUGUGAGCAUAGAGCCCAGGGCAGCCAGGCAGGCUUUAUUACUGACUGUAUGUAUUACUGAUUAGUGAAUAGAGUGCAUACUGUGUGAGCAUAGAGCCCAGGGCAGCCAGGCAGGCUUUAUUACUGACUGUAUGUAUUACUGAUUAGUGAAUAGAGUCCAUACUGUGUGAGCAUAGAGUCCAGGCCAGGCAGGCAGGCUUUAUUACUGACUGUAUGUAUUACUGAUUAGUGAAUAGAGUCCAUACUGUGUGAGCAUAGAGCCCAGGGCAGGCAGGCAGGCUUUAUUACUGACUGUAUGUAUUACUGAUUAGUGAAUAGAGUGCAUACUGUGUGAGCAUAGAGCCCAGGGCAGGCAGACAGGCUUUAUUACUGACUGUAUGUAUUACUGAUUAGUGAAUAUAGUCCAUACUGUGUGAGCAUAGAGCCCAGGGCAGGCAGGCUUUAUUACUGACUGUAUGUAUUACUGAUUAGUGAAUAGAGUCCAUACUGUGUGAGCAUAGAGCCCAGGGCAGGCAGGCAGGCUUUAUUACUGACUGUAUGUAAUACUGAUUAGUGAGUAGAGUGCAUACUGUGUGAGCAUAGAGCCCAGGGCAGCCAGGCAGGCUUUAUUACUGACUGUAUGUAUUACUGAUUAGUGAAUUGAGUCCAUACUGUGUGAGCAUAGAGCCCAGGGCAGCCAGGCAGGCUUUAUUACUGACUGUAUGUAUUACUGAUUAGUGAAUUGAGUCCAUACUGUGUGAGCAUAGAGCCCAGGGCAGGCAGGCAGGCUUUAUUACUGACUGUAUGUAUUACUGAUUAGUGAAUAGAGUGCAUACUGUGUGAGCAUAGAGCCCAGGGCAGGCAGGCAGGCUUUAUUACUGACUGUAUGUAUUACUGAUUAGUGAAUUGAGUCCAUACUGUGUGAGCAUAGAGCCCAGGGCAGCCAGGCAGGCUUUAUUACUGACUGUAUGUAUUACUGAUUAGUGAAUUGAGUCCAUACUGUGUGAGCAUAGAGCCUGGGGCAGGCAGGCAGGCUUUAUUUCUGACUGUAUGUAUUACUGAUUAUUUAAAUCAUUUAGCUAACUCAUGGCAUGCUCCUCUAGCACUCUCUGUAAACCAAUAUUGGUAAAUCCUGGCCCCUACAGCUGUUAGGAAUUUCCUUACAGCUGAGCAUCAUGGGACAUGUAGUACACAAGAACUGGAGUGCCAUGGCUUCUGUAGCUGCAGAUAGCUGGUUACAGAAUAUGUACACAGCUAAUUCCCAUCAUGUGUACACUAUUUCUAUUUGAUUUUUUUAUUUUUUUUGCACAAGUCUUGUUUUGGUUUUUAUUUUUAAAAAUAUAUAUAUUUCAGAGAUUGUUUUACAAAAAUUACAUAGAAAUAUCACCCAGUUUCAUAUUUAGUGGAGAGUGCAAGAUGUAUCGGGUUUUAAAAUAUCAAGAAACUUGGAUACCUCUGUUGAUGAAUCUUUGGGUUACCCUGAUUUGCAUAAUGACACAAAUCAAAAUACCCAACCCAGUUUCUCUUAUUUAUCAAAGUUAUUAUUCAUGUUUAAUAAUAGUAAUAACUGUUACAUACAUUGUAUUUGUGUUUAAUAAUAUUUAUUAGAUUGUUUGCUAUAAUUUAUGUUGAAGAAUGGUCACUACAGUAUUAUUGUUUCUGUUCAAUAAUUAUUACGUACGUUGUGAUUUAUUUAUAUUUAUUAGUAAUGGUUACAGUGUAUAUAGUGCUUUUCUUAAAGUGGCAUUGCACUGGAACUUUUCAGGUCUUUUCCAUAAAGACAGAAUCUUUUUCAAUACUCCGUGACUACUUUGUCUUAUGAACAGGAAUAUUUUUGGCAAAUAAUGGCAAUUGACAAAGCUUCGAUCAGCUUUCACUGUAAAAUUUUGCCAUUCGUUGUGGCAUCUUAUUGCAUUUGUUCUGUGAUUAACGAUAGAGGUUGUUGCAGGUAAUCUGUAGAAGUCUGUGUUGCACUCUCAUGAGUAACCAAUAACUAACCAAAAAAAUAAAUCUCUUAUUAUACCUAUACGAGUAGGAUUAACUGCUGUUUGGAUUAAAUUUAUGCAAAAAGGGUAAUUCUAGGACACAAUUCUAAACGUGUAGCAAUUACCAUGGAAACCAGUGGAAUGUUCAUGCUGAAUGUUCCAAAUGUGGUUGAGAAUUAUUUCCACAUUCACAGAGCCAUGUGGGGGUUUAUUCACCAAUUGACUGACUUGAAUAGCCAAAAUGCAAAUCAUAUGAAACUUCACCACUUUUUCCUAUGUUUACAUUUCCCUUGUCAAGUCAACAUAAUUCUUGGUUUAGCGAAUAAACCUUAUUGAAGGCUUUUAAAAGUGUAAAUUGUUGAUUUGGGCCUAAAAUGUAACUUUGACAAUUCACACUUUAGCCAAUAACCCUGAGUGCAUUUGUGUAUGCAGUAUCAGAAUUCAUAAUGUUGUACCAAACUCUCAUUGGUAUAGGAGUUCUGGGCCAAAAAAAGAUUUUGAAGUCUCUUGGUGCUGAUCCUAUUUUUUUUUUUUUAAUUGAGGUGUGUAUGUUGCCGUAUUCUGCUUGUUUACUUCAUGGGUUCUGCAGUUGCUUUGUAGCGUUGUACGUGUGCAUAUGUGGGCCAUUAUACUGUACCGUAUACGUUCCUGAUUAGUUUGUGAUAUUGUGUGAUAUUAUGGGGGCUGUUUGUCUAAUUGUGUUUGUGGAUGAUAUGCCACAUUGUGUGUUUGGUGUGUGAGAGGCUGAUUGUGGGGUUGUGUACAUAUAUGUGGAUUGUCAGUUGUGUUGUGAUUGUGGGGACUGUGUGUUUCUUUGUGUAUGGGCUGUUUGUAUUAUUUGUAUGAGGAAAAGGCUUCUUCUGCAGCUCUGUGUAUAUCUAGCAGUGUGGGUGGCUUUCCUGGGGUCCAGUGGGGACCGGCCUGGCCAAGAACAUGUCACGGGCCCUCUCUACCUUUUGUAUUUGUGUUUGUAUAUUGUAUGUUCUCCACAGCGCUGCGGAAUCUGUUGGCGCUUUAUAAAUACCAGUAAUAAAUAAAUAAAAAAUAAGGGCAGGAGCUACGAUAGCUACUGCGGGCUGCUCUAUCCCAGAGCAGAUCCUGUUUACAAGUGCUGGGAGAUCACUUGCUCUAAGUGCUGCAAUGCAUACAUUGAGGAUUACUCCAUAACACCUGCAAUCUCCACUCAGUCUCCACUGGUGACUGCUGAUAGACCAGAACCCGUUUGGUUGUGACAGCCUUGAGUGCCGUGCAAAUGCCACUCUAGUGUCAUGCUUGGAACACGUGCCAUAGGUUUUUGACCCCUGGCAUAGGAUAUUGAUAUAUUUGCAGAAUUUGUUUUCAAAUUGACACUCUGGACCCCUAAGGCACUUUAGCUUGCUAAAAUGAUUUAUGUGUGAAGAGUUUGUCUUCAUUUUUUGUCUGUUUACAAAAAAGUACAGAUUUCAGUUGAAAUUGGAACUUUUAUAUAUGAACGAACCUUGUUACACCCACCUGACUGUCAAUCAGACAACAGGUCCUGUUACUUCUCAGUUGGUUAUCUCAGUGGAGGUAAACUCAAGAGGCAGCAAUUGCCCAGAGCAACUAACUUGUGAGGACUUCUCAUUAAGUUGCAUUAGAAAGUCUGUGAUUGGACAGUCACAGAAAGCCUGGGCAGGGUUAGAAGGGGAGGACUUGCAAAGGGAGCAGAAUAGAGAUACAAAGAGAAAAGAAAUGCACCAAUAAGUGUGUCACACCAAGGGUGCUUAAUUCAUUGUCGCACUAUUGAAUAUUGCUUAUUAAAGGGACACUAUAGGCACCCAGACCACUUUAGCUCAUUUAGUGUGUCUCUGUUACACUUAGUGCUGCAAUGUAAAACAUUGCAGUUUUAGAGAAACUGUAAUGUUUACAUUGCAGCACUAAGACUGACUCUAGUGGCUAUCUUCCAGACAGCCACUAGAGGUGCUUCCGGAAUGGUACCGGAUUUUUUGUCCAGUAACUGACGCUGGACGUCCUCACUCUCUUUAUGAGGACAUCCAGCGUUUGCUAUUUCCCCAUAGGAAAGCUUUGAUUCAAUGCUUUUCUAUGGGGAGGGCCUAAUGGGCACGCGACACUCGCCACGCCUGUGCAUUAGUGCCCCCUCGUCGAGUGAUGUCAGAGGAGUCAGAACCAUGACCCAGCGCCGAGUGACAUUGGCGCUGGGAAUCAGGUAAGUAAAUAAAGUGUUUUUAACCUUUUAAUAAUCAUGGCGUAGAUGCAGAGGGAGCUACAGUGCCAUGAAUACAGAUUUGUAUUCCUGGCACUAUCGAAUCCCUUUACUGUAAUUUGUGUAGGGCAUAUAUGAAUUGGCUACUUGCAAAAUUGUCAGGAGAGGGGUUAUAUUGGAUAAUUAGGUAAGUGAUAGAUGUCAGAUGGUUUACAGGAUGACUUCAACCAAAGCUUCUUCAAAGUGUGAAAUGUAACACAUGAGAUGGCUCUAAGUCUAGCUCAAUGUAAACUACCUGGCUAAUUUACCAUAUGCCUACAUCCCCUCUUAGAUAGUGGGUUCUUUUGAUAAGUUAAUGACCAUUCGCAUUCAAGAGAACCAUUGUGUUCCACUGUCAUAUCCAAAACAAACAUUAUUAAUAAUGACCAAUCAAUAAUCCUACCUUUUUUUUGUGCAUAUUUGGAAUGGGAAAAGCACAACCUACAAAAAAGCAAAUACAUAUGGCAUAAAACUUUUGAAAGAACUGUGAAGUCCACUAUAUUGGAUCAUAAGUAGGACGUGUGACAUUUGUAUGGAAUUGAAAAAUUGCAAGACAUUCAUAAAUGCAAUAACUAUUUCUGUGGCAAGCAUACAAAAAGAGAUGCAAUCACAAGUUUCUAUUUCGAUUGAUGUGACCCAUUGAUGUGGGUCUGGAACCCAAGGGGGAGGUCUUUUAUUGUUCAUAAAAAUACGCCUUCCUCUCCACCUAUCCCACCUCUGGGCUGUCUUGGAAAUCUGAGAUGAAUACAGGAGGUAAACAUCUUAUUGAUGGGCAAAUGUUUAGUGUGCUUAUUAGGGGCCAAGGUCUAAUACUGAGUAAGUUGCCAUCUUUCCUUGCCUGAGACCCUCCUAACAGAAAAUCCUAUUACUUUACCAUCUAAGUGCGUAGUUUGGUUUGUCUGUUAAUUUCUCCUUUUUUUAUUUUUAAUUGGUGUUCCUGUAAAUAAUGUGUUUGCCAUCUGCUUUUAUGUGCACUGUUAUUAUUGUUUGUUCAUAGUAAAUAUUGCUUUAUGAAGUUCUGCCUUUGUCUAGUAAAGACUCACGUUACCUGAUUAGACCUGUUUAUUAGUAUUUUGAAUUUGCAUAGAUAUUGUGCUAAAUUGUAUUUGGUGGGGUUUUAUUUUUUGUUAAGUGUUAUGAGAUUAUUUAUUUUAUUAUAAUUAGGUAUGAGUGUUUUUUUUCUUCAUGUUUUUCCUGUCUAGUGCAGACAAACCAGUGAAUUUUAACCCUUUCACCACCAGAAGUGGAGUAAGGUGCGUUUGUGACAAAGUGCCUACAUGUUUUAAUUUGGGUUAUAUCUAUUAAACAGUGACUUUUUUUUUUUUUGCAUUUUGGCUGUUGAGUGCCCCUUUAAGUAUAAUGGGAGCAUAAUUGGGGUAACCCGAGAUAUCUUUAUCAAAAGUUCUUGGGUGGUGCAGGUAGAAUUUGGGAGUUAAUUUGGUGUUACUUUAAAAAAAAAAACAAACAAACAAAAAAAACAAGUAAAACUAAACAAUCUCUGUUUGCCUUCCAUUGCAGAUUUACUUGGCUGAAGGACAGGAAAGAAUAAAAAAAGGUAUGCACCACAAGCUUUAUAUGGAUCAUCCAUCAGUGUUUGUCACCAGGAGAAAUUGUUUAUUACAAGCUCUUUAACUUUUAAAGAGACAGUUAAAUUAUAGUAAUUUAGGAUGUUCAUACUCAAAGCAAUAAUGAGUUUUAUUGUUCUUCUUUAAUGUGAAUUGGGGAACUUUGUGAUACAAUGUCUGUAGACACCUUCAGAAUCUGAUGCACCAUAAAGCGUAACUGUAACUUGGAAAAUAAUGGCACUUUCUGAUGGCUAACAAAACAUUGGCUAUUGUGUGUGAGAUAUAUCUUCAUACAUUUAUUUUUAAAUGAUUUUUUGUGUGUGUUUAUAGACCUUUAAAAUGGAUAUGCCACCUUUGAGGAUCUUUGCCUAUUUCGCAAAGACCCUUAAAACGGACAAAUCCAACGUGGGUCCUGUGACCACAGGGUUCAGGGAACAUAAGUUUUACGUUCCUUAGGAUGUCCAUUUUGGCAGCCGCCAUCUUCAUCCUGCUGUCCUCUUCUACUUCUGGUGCUUCAGUUGCCAGGAGCCAUGUCAGUGAGUGCUGCUGGGAUUGGACAAACGUUGACGGCGUAGUCUUGAUCAGUAUUUCAUAAAGGUUAUAUCUUCAAUUGAAAUACUGAAAAGUGAUAGAUCCAGUUUAAAAUAAGCAAUUUUUCUAUUAGGAUGGAAAUGCAAUUAUAUGUACGUAAUUACUGAUACUGGGGAAACCUGUUAUAUGUAUCGGAAAAAUCGGGUCUAACUCCGCACGUGCACUGGUAAUGAAUCUAAUCAUCAACUAUAAAUAAAUGAAAGAAAAACUUCAAAAAUCAAAAGUUUCUCUAUGCUAGUGUGAAAAGAUAUUUGUGUAUUUUUAAUAGGAAGUUCCACCAAAAGCAAAUUAUAAUUCAAAAGGAAGCAAUUCAAAAGAAAGAAAAGUGUGUGUGUGUGUGUUAUAAAGAUAUAUAUAUAUAUAUAUGUGUGUAUGUAAAAAAGAGAGAAAAUUCGUAUCUUGUAAUAUCUUUUUUUAUUGGACUAACAAUUUUGUAAUGACAAGCUUUUGGGAGAAAACAAACACCAUUCUUGUACAGGGUCAUAAAUAUCUUGUGUGAAGAUCACAGAGUGAGGGGGUAGUGAGAAAAAAAAACCAAGCAAACAGUGUCUAUUUUCCAUCAAACCUGUGUCUUAUCUGCACUCAUGUCGCUUUAACCCCUGAAUCACAAGUCAACUUUGAAUUCUAUGUGUUUUCUUUGAUCAGAAAUGCUUUAGACUUAAAUAAGGUAGGUUCUCCUGAAAGCUUGUCAUUAAAAAAUUCUGUUAGUCUAAUAAAAAAGGUAUUACAAGAUAGGAAUUGUAUCUGUUUUUUUACAUCUGCAUCACUGGACUAAUACGGCUACAAUCCCUACAUAUAUAUUAUUAUUUUUAUUAUUAUUGGUAUUUAUAUAGCGCCAACUAAUUCCACAGCGCUUUACAAUAUUAUGAAAGGGAUAUAUUUACAACAAAUGAGACAAUUACAUAGUGACACAAGAAUAAUUGGUAGAUGAGGGCCCUGCUCAAACAAGCUUACAGUCUAGAGGAGGUGGGGUACAAAUACACAACAGGGCAGCAAGGGUGACAGCCACCAAACAAGGUGGAAAAGUAGCAGAGCUAGAGGUAAGAAUGGAGUAUGGCUCUUUUAGGAGAGCAAGAGACAGAUAUGGAUAAGUAUAGAUAAGUUACUCUCGGAGUCCAUAAGCAUUUCUGAGCAGGUGUGUUUUGAGGGACUUCUUAAAUAAUUGAAGACUAGGGGAGAGUCUGAUGGGGGUAUACAUGUUGUUCCAAAAGAGCUGAGCUGCCCGCGAGAAGUCCUGCAAGCGUGAGUUAGCAGGAAGGGUGCGAGCAGCGGACAGGAGAAGGUCACCGACAGAGCGGAGAGACCGAGAAGGGGAAUAUCUAUGAAUAAGAGAAGAAAUGUAAGAGGGGCUAAAGUUGGUUAGAGCUUUAUAGGUAAGGGUUAGUAUAUUGAAUUGGCACCUAUAGGAUACAGGAAGCCGGUGUAAGGAUUGACAGAGGGGCAAGGUAUGACGGGUGAGAAAGAUCAGAAGGAGGAGGAUCAGCAUUAUGAGGGGAAAAAUAAGCUCAGUUUUAGAGAGAUUGAGUUUCAGAAAGCGGGAGGACAUCCAGUCAGAGAUUGAGGAAAGGCAUUGCAGGACCGCGAGGGAAAGAUCAGGGGAGGAGAGAAAGAGAGAAUAGAAGGGGACCAAGAACAGAUCCUUGGGGGACUCCAACCAAGACAGGGCGAGAGGAGGAGGUUCUUUGCAAAAGGAAACACUGAACGAACGUUGGAAGAGAUAGGAGGAGAACCACAAGAGGACAGUGUCACAGUGACCGAGGGAUUGAAGAAUUUGAAGAAGGAGAACAUGAUCAACAGUGUCAAAGGCAGCAGAGAGGUCAACAAGAAUUAGUAUGGAGUAGUGGCCUUUGGAUUUAGCUGUGAUUAGGUCAUUUGUAACUUUAAUAAGUGCAGUCUCAGUAGAGUGGAGGGGACAAAAGCUAGAUUGAAGAGGAUCGAGGAGGAAGUUGGAAUUUAGGAAGUAAAUCAUACGAGUAAAGACAAGUCUUUCUAGAAGUUUUGAAGUAAAAGUUAGCAGGGAUAUGGGACGACAGUUGGAAGGGGAAGACGGGUCUAGGGAUGUCUUUUUUUAUAGGAUGGGUACGACAGUAGCAUGCUUAAGGGGAGCAGGGACAACACCAGAUGAAAGAGAGCAGUUUAGGAUGUGUGUUAAAGGGACACUCCAGACACCCAGACCAAUCCUGCCCAUUGGAGUGGUCUGGGUGCCAACUUCCACUACCCUUAACCCUGCAACUGUAAUUAUUGCAGUUAUUUUUAUAAACUGCAAUAAUUACCUUGCAGGGUUAACUCCACCUCUAGUGGCUGUCUACUAGUGGCUGUCUACUAGACAGCCACCAAAUCUGAUUUACUAGACAGCCACUAGAGGGCACUUCCUGCUUCAUAGCACAGGUUUUCUGUGCUAGAGCGUCGCUGGACGUCCUCACGCUGUGUGAGGACCUCCAGCGUCGCUCCAUUCCCCAUAGCAAAGCAUUGAAAAGCAUUUUCAAUGCUUUCCUAUGGAGAGCUCUAAUGCGCGUACACGGCAUUGCCGUGCAUGCUCAUUAGGUCUCCUCAGCCGGCGGGCGAGAUCAGUCUCGCCCACCGGCUAAAGUAAUGACUGGGAGGAGCGGCGGCGAGCAGAAACCACCGCCGAGGGACAUCGGCGGGGUCUCAGGUAAGUGACCUGAAGGGUUUUUCACCCCUUCAGCAACUGGGGAUGGGAGGUGGGAGGGAGAGGGGACCUGCAGUGCCAGGAAAACGGAUUGUUUUCCUGGCACUGGAGUUUCCCUUUAAGGAUGGUACAAGACAAGGGAAAAGAGAUCUGAUAAGGUGGGAAGGUACUGGAUCAAGCGGACAGGUGGUGGGACGAGAGGAGAAGCAAAGCCACCUCCUGUUCUGUAGCUGGGGAGAAGGUCUGUAGGGUAGGGAAGGUACAGUCCAUGUGUGGUUGCGAGAGGGAGGAGCAAAGGGGGUGAGAAUUCUGCCCUGGACGCUGCACCGUCCAGGGCGGAAGUGAGGGUAGCAUUUUAUGAGGAGAUAGCCAGAGAGGGACAGGAGAAAGUGGGCAUGAAUGAGAGUUGUGGAGCUUAGAGAUAGUGCAUGCAUUAGAAAAAAUAAGAUCGUGGGUAUUGCUAGCUACAUGUGUGGGAGUAUCAGCCCACUGUGAUAGACCAAGGGAGGAAGUAAUAGAAAGUACUUUGGAAGCUACUGAGGUCAGGGGUGGGUUAAUGGUAAUGUUGAAAUAUAUAUAUAUAUAUAAUAUAUAAAUCCUGCACUCCAUAUAUGCCCAAUAUACUUGCCCGCUGCUUGUCAAGCAAAAAGAGUAAUCCAGAUAGCACUCCCAGGACUUUUUGCAAAAUAAAACGUAGCUUUUAAUCAGCUUUAAAAAUUAAUCAACGUUUCAGGUCCUGAUAAAAGUCUGCGAAUAACAGAUUGAAAGGUCGACUGAUUUUAAAGCUAAUUAAAAGCGAAGUUUUAUUUUGCAAAGAGUCCUGGGAGUGCUAUCUGGAUAUAUAUAUAUAUAUAUAUAUAUAUAUAUAUAUAUAUAUAUAUAUAUAUAUAUAUAUAUAUAUAUAUACUGCAAAACUCUGGUAUUUUGGCAUCCUGUCUACUGGACUAAUACGGCUAAUCAUAUAUAUAUAUAUAUCUCCAAAUUACCAGAGUAUUGCAGUAUGCAAUGACACCUUUUUUACUGGACUAACAUAAUAUUUCAAAGGCAAGCUUUUGAGUUUUCUCUUCCUCAGGUCUGAAUCAAUACUGAUCACUUAAAACAACUGAUGUUAGAAAAAGGAGGGUGUGGGUGAGUGGGGUGUCAUAAAUAGCAGAAGUUGUGUCUGGAAGUGAAAGGUGCAGGUUGUCUGAGAAUAACCAGAAAAAGUAAAUAAACAGAGGAGAGUCAAUAAGCUAGUUAACCCCUAUAUUAAUUCUACAUAUAUAUUUAUGUAAUAUUUUUACAUAAUUAGGUAUCUUAAUUAAUUACAAUUAGCGGGACCUGCCUGACAACCCAUGCCGAAAGUAAAGGGAAUUUUAUUUGCUAGCACUAUAUUUAACCCUAUAACUUUCCAAGACACCAUAAAACCUGUACAUGGGGGGUACUGUUCUACUCGGGAGACUUCGCUGAACACAAAUAUUAGUGUUUCAAAACAGUAAAAUGUAUUACAACGAUGAUAUCGCCAGUAAAAGUGAUGUUUUUUUGCAUUUUUCACGCACAAACAGCACUUACACGGACGAUAUUAUUGCUGUGAUACUUUUUACUGUUUUGAAACACAAAUAUUUGUGUUCAGCGAAGUCUCCCGAGUACAACAGUACCCCUCAUGUACAGGUUUUAUGGUGUUUUCAAAAGUUACAGCGUCAAAUAUAAGGCUUGUGUUUCAUUUUUUUCACAUUAAAAUUCGCCAGAUUGGUUACGUUGCCUUUGAGACCCUAUGGUAGCCCAAGAAUGAAAAUUACCCCUAUGAUGGCAUACCAUUUGCAAUAGUAGACAACCCAAGGUAUUGCAAACAGGGUAUGUCCAGUCUUUUUUAGUAGCCACUUAGUCACAAACACUGGCCAAAAUUGGCAUUUUUUGCAUUUUUCACACACAAACAAAUACUAACGCUAACUUUGGCCAGUGUUUGUGACCAAAUGGCUACUAAAAAAGACUGGACAUACCCCAUUUGCAAUACCUUGGGUUGUCUACUAUUGCAAAUGGUAUGCCAUUAUGGGUGUAAAUUUCAUUCCUGGGCUACUAUACAGUCUCAAAGGCAACAUAACCAAUCUGGCGAAUUUCAAUUUCAAAUGUAACGUGUUAUAUUUGACCGUGUAACCUCCCAAAACGCCAUAAAACCUGUACAUAGGGGGUACUGUCUUACACGUGAGACUUUGCUGAAUACAAAUAUGUGAAUUUUAUUGCCGUAAAAGCAAACAGUAUUAUGACAUUGACAGUUAAAAUGUCAUGUAGAACUAAAAAAAUUAAAAAAACAUCUUAUUUUCUCCCAUUUUUUUCAUAUUAAAUUAUGUUUCAUAGCUAAAUAUUUGAUAUUAAAUGAAAGCCCUGUUUCCCCUGAAUAAAAUGAUAUAUAAUAAGGGUGGGUGCAUUUAAUAUGAAAGAGGUGAAUUACGGUUGGACAGACAUGUAGCGCAAAUGCCAGGUUUUGUUUAAUUUUGUUUGUAAACAAAAUCUGGCUCCGUACUUAAGGGGUUAACCAGCUUCUCUGUUUGCUUAUUUUUUUCUGGCUAUUCUCAACCUUUCACUUCCAGGCACAUCUUCUGCUAUUUAUGACACCCCACUCACCCCCUCCCUCCCUUUCUCUAACAUCAGUUGUUUUAAGUGUUUUCAACUUUAUCAGAUUGAUCAGUAUUGCUUCAGACCUGAGGAACAAAGGAUAACUCUCGAAAACUUGUCUUUGAAAUAUUAUGUUAGUCCAAUAAAAAAAGGUAUCAUUGCAUACUGCAAUACUCUGGUAUUUUGGCAUCAUAUAUACAUAUGUACACAAGCCAAUUUUAUAUAUAUAAAACACGUGUGCAUACCUUGUAUAGAGUAAUUUUUUACUGAUAGAUUCUAUACAAACAGCUCUUUCUCUUCUUGUACUCUGUCUCCCUAACAAAAUAGAGAAAUUAAGAAAUUUUAUUUUUUUUAGUUUUACUUGGCAUUUUAACUGUGAAUGACAUAAUAAUGUUAGCUGUGACUGCAAUAAAAUACACAUAUUUAGUCACAAACACUGCUCAACGUUAGCGUUUAUAUUUGUUUGUGUGUGAAAAAUGCAAAAAACUAAUUGAAUGCUAAUUUUGGCCAGUGUUUGUGACUAAGUGGUUACUAAAAAAGACUGGACAUACCCUGUUUGCAAUACCUCGGGUUGUCUACUUUUGCAAAUAGUAUGCCAUCAUGGGGGUAAUUCUCAUUCCUGGGCUACCAUACGCUCUCAAAGGCAACGUAACCAAUCGGACAAAUUUCCAUGUGAAAAACUUAAAUGCAAGCCUUAUAUUUAACUCUUUGUUAUAUCUAUAUAAAUAUAUAUAUCAAUAUAUAUUUAUAAUGUCAUUCUAAAUGUAUUUUGAUAAACAAAAAGUAUAUUUAUAUCAAAAUACAGAAAUAUAGUUAGAAUACAAUUACACAUGUUUUUUUAUAUAUAUAUAUUUAAAAAAAUGUUUAUUUUAUUUUUUUUUAUGUUUUUAUUGAUUAUUUUUUAAUAUAUAUAUAUAGUUCUAUUAGAGAUUGUAGCCGUAUUAGUCCAGUGAUGUAGAUGUAAAAAACUGAUAAAAUUUGUAUCUUCUUGUCAUUAAAAAAAUUCUGUUAGUCCAAUAAAAAAAGUAUUACAAGAUACAAAUCUGAUCAGUAUUUUACACACACACACACACACACACACACUCUCACUCUCUCUCUCUCUCUAAUUCUAAGUGUGUUUUAAUAUUAAAGGACCACUAUAGUUUUCCUGGCACUAUAUAGUCCUUAGGUCUCCCCCUCCCGCUGGGCUGAAGGGGUUAAAACCCCUUCAGCCACUUACCUCAUUCCAGUGCUGGGCUCCCUCGGCGCUGGUGACCUCUCCUCCCCCUCCGUUGUCAGCUCCCGUGUGUAGCCGAAUGCGCAUGCGUGGCCAGAGACGCACAUGCAUUCAAACCGCACAUAGGAAAGCAUUACUCAGUGCUUUCCUAUGGACGUUCUGCGUGCUCAAUGCGAUUUUCGCAUAGAGCGUCGCUGAAGGGCCUCUAGCGGCUCGCAGGAAGACAGCCACUAGAGGCUGGAUUAACCCUGCAAUGUAAACAUAGCAGUUUCUCUGAAACUGCUAUGUUUACAGCUGCACGGUUAAAACUAGGGGGACCUGGCAACCAGACCACUUCAUUGAGCUGUAGUGGUCUGAGUGACUAUAGUGGUCCUUUAAUAUACACUUUUAAUAAUUGUGUUUAUGUAUGUAUGUAUGUGUAUAUAAAAGUACUUAGAUCAUAUAUAUAUAUAUAUAUAUAUAUAUAUAUAUAAAUCAAAGUACUUCUUACUUGGGUUUUAUAACAGGCAGAGCUACAAACAGCCAUUCCGGCCAUGUGAUCGUGAGGACCACGUGAUCACAUGUCUAGGGAGUGCAGAAUCUGCUGCAGGGGGACUGCCUGGGCUCCUAGGAUGCCAGGAUGGCCACUGUCCUUAAAAAAACUGUGAUUCAAUACUUUCCUAUAGGAAAGGCUCAAUAAGCGCGUGGUGCUCGCCAUGCAUUCUCAUUAGGAUCCCCCUCAUGAUGAUGUCAGAGUAGGUGAACGGAGGUUGCAUGGGGACGGUGGUACAUCAGAGUGUUAUGAAUACAGCUUUGUAUUCCUUUAAUACACUUUAAGUCAUUUUAGAAGAUGUAUUUCCAUAUAGAGGCAAUAAUAAAUAAAGUCUAGGGAAGGGUAUAUCUGAUGUGAUAGGAUAAACAGUGAAAUUCAGAUAUUUUGGUUACACACAGUUACACGAGCUAAUUAUUGCACAUACUUUGUUUCCUUUUGAAUUCUAAUUUGCUUCUGAUGCUACUUCCAACUAAAGAUUCCCAAAUAUCUUUUUCACACUAGCAUAGAGAAAUUUAACAUUUUGGAAGUUUUUCUUUUGUUCCUUUGUAUUGAAAGGAAAUUAAAUUAGUCUGGUGGUUCUGUUCUUUCCCUGGACAUAAAUAAAUCUCAUGUUACGCAUUCAUUUCUAGAUGUCUGGACUCACGAGGAGAGCUAA
This is a messenger RNA of Pelobates cultripes (western spadefoot toad), 20260 nucleotides long. The record is from the annotation of a GenBank genome assembly. Lineage: Eukaryota; Metazoa; Chordata; Amphibia; Anura; Pelobatidae.